This is a messenger RNA of Leptidea sinapis, 1176 nucleotides long. Its product is annotated as probable enoyl-CoA hydratase. The transcript has 6 exons. Lineage: Eukaryota; Metazoa; Arthropoda; Insecta; Lepidoptera; Pieridae. The record is from RefSeq and is a predicted model, not a curated record. The coding region runs from base 109 to 1107 and encodes 332 amino acids.
GCUUUUUGCACGCACUCUGUGCUUAUAUUUUGGGAUUUUGGAAAGCAUUUAAAUUGAUACAAUUUAAUAAAUAACAUCGCAAUAAGCAUAAUUAUAAAUUAAAUCAAUAUGAGGCUGUUGUUGAAACGAUUUUUUCCUUUGAUAAAUAUAAAUUCACAAUCUCAGUUCAAAUUGAUGCCGGUACGCAAAUUUUCAUCAAAGGAUGCACAGAAAAAGAGCGAAGUUGUGGAAAAAACGGAAGAACUAAAAAAAAAUAUAGUGGUAGAUAAGUAUGGAGGUAUAACAACAUUGAAUAUUGACCGUCAACCAACAAGAAAUAGCCUUGAUGAAGCAACACUUCGUGAGAUGGCUGCAGCUAUUGAUGAAUUUGAGAAGGAUCCUGAGUCCAUGGUACUGGUGUUGAAUGGAGAAGGUGGCAGCUUCUGUUCGGGAUUUGAUGUGGAUGAGAUUGAAGCAAAAGGAUAUAGUGUUCUUACUGAUGCUGCAGCGAGGCUACUUCGUCGUCCCCUGUGUGAUAAGCCAACAAUAGCGGCUGUCUCUGGGUACGCUGUUGCAGAAGGGUUCGAGCUAGCUUUGUCCUGUGAUCUGCGGGUUAUAGAGGACACAGCAGUAUUAGGCUGCCUUGGGAGAAGAUUCGGUGCGCCCCAGGGAUUGUUCGGUGGCAGAAAACUAACGGCACUCAUAGGACUCUCUCGGGCUUUAGACUUGUUGAUGACAGGUAGACCAAUAUCAGGGAAAGAUGCAAAUACGUUUGGGCUGGCGUGUAAACUCACAUCUACUGGCACAGCACUAGGUGAAUCAAUAAAGCUUGCCAAAUCAUUGACAAAGUUUCCACAAAACGCACUCAUAAUGGAUAAACUAGCAGCUGUGAACUCACAGCUCAACCCGAACAGUGAAGAGAGCAUGAGAGAUGAGGCCGUGAUGGCCAGUCUACUAGGAUCUGCCAUUGAUGAUCUGAACAAAGGAGUAAAGAAGUUCCAAGGAGGUAUUGGUAAACACGGCAAAUUCUACAAGCUAACAGAAGUUCCACUUAAAGAAUGGGAGCUGGAGGAGGCGUUUGAGGAAAUUACAGUCACCGAAGAUAAGAAGGAUGAUAAAAAGUCGUAGUUAGUUGUUUAACUUAUUUAAUGUUGUUAUUGUUGCUAAGUACCUACGUAGAAUAAAAUAAUUUAAGUA